GCAGAAAUUAAAUCUUGUAUCGUUUCUAUUGGUUGACAAUGGUGAUAUAAUGGACAAUAUCCAGACGUUUUUCGACCAAUAUGUACAUCUUCCAAGUGAAAUAUCGAGCAAACACGACCAUGCCUACAUCAUUCUGAUCCUCCUUUCGGUUAUUUUGAUUCUCCUUCUUCUUAUCUGUAAUCUCUGUAUAUGCUACUUCAUCAGGCAACGAAGGCGUCGAGAGUUAAUCGACUAUCCAUCCAACACAUUACAAUAUAUCCCAUUUCCUCGGAACGUUCGAAAACCGUACCGAACCGAAUCGGGAACCUCAUCUUCAAAUCGUAUGAUGCUUCCGCCACGCCAACAUGUCUGAUCGGGUCUUUUUCUACUUAAUUUUUGUUUGAAAACAUUGUUUUUGUUUUUCAAUAAAUUAAACAUUUAAAUUUAA
Molecule: messenger RNA, 427 nt
Organism: Caenorhabditis elegans
Lineage: Eukaryota; Metazoa; Nematoda; Chromadorea; Rhabditida; Rhabditidae
Gene: F47D12.6
Exons: 3
Coding region: 50-352 (100 amino acids)
Source: RefSeq, marked reviewed